Messenger RNA from Lotus japonicus, 630 nucleotides. RefSeq lists its product as uncharacterized. Bases 1 to 630 code for a protein of 209 amino acids. Lineage: Eukaryota; Viridiplantae; Streptophyta; Magnoliopsida; Fabales; Fabaceae. The transcript has a single exon. Gene Ontology annotation, molecular function: RNA binding. The record is from RefSeq and is a predicted model, not a curated record.
AUGGAGGAAAUGGAGAGCCCCACCGGCUCUGCUAGGGUUCAGUCCUCUAGAGUAAACAAGAGAGAUCUUGAUCGUGCAGAGGACAGUCUCAAACUGUUUGUUGAUGGACUAGAUGAGGGGACAAGCUACAAGCAGGUGCGCAAGUUGUUCGAACGAUUUGGGAAGGUAGCAAGUUUUUUCGUUCCUGCUAAGAUGAAGAGAAGAAGAAAAGUCAAGUUUGGUUUCGUCCUCUUUUAUGAUAGGAGGGAUGGUUUGAAAGCUAUGAAGGCACUGCAUGGCUCAAAAUUAAACUCGACCUUUCUGUCAGUUAAUCCGGCCAGAUAUGUUGAUCGCAAGCCUACGUGGAGACCUCCACAACAAAAAAGCUUCAUGGAAAAACCAAAAUUGAAGAAGGUUUGGAGGAAAAAGGAGCGGCGGAUAGAGGCCAGUUCGCAAGGCAACCGAAAAGUCUGGCGUGUCAAGCAGAAUACUGAAAGCAAGGUAGAAAAUCCCUUGAGGAGCGAGAAUGUCAUGACUCGGAUAAAUAUAGAAGUCAAGAAAGAUUUAUCCAGAUUUAUAGUGGCUUCGAUGGAGGAAGUGCUUUGCUGCGAGGAUGUUAUGAAGCUCCUGGCUGAAAGGGGAAUUCCAUAA